This is a messenger RNA of Saccostrea cuccullata (small rock oyster), 8688 nucleotides long. Its product is annotated as C2 domain-containing protein 3-like. Gene Ontology annotation, biological process: centriole elongation; cilium assembly. NCBI's taxonomy places the organism in Eukaryota, Metazoa, Mollusca, Bivalvia, Ostreida, Ostreidae. The record is from RefSeq and is a predicted model, not a curated record. Gene Ontology annotation, cellular component: centriolar satellite; centriole.
GUUUGGACGUCAAUGUUUGGAUGGUAACAGAUAACACGAUUUUUGCAACAACCAUUGGAAUAUGCAUCGUGUAAAGCUACUUGAAACGGGUUGAUAUUUCAUUAUGGUGAAAAAGAAAGAGAAAGUGUCCAGACAAUCUGUUAAAAAAGAUGCAGGAAAGAAAAAAGGAGAUGUAGUAAUUCAUACUGGACUGCCACCAAAGGUUGAGGGUCAGCUGAGAUGUUACUGUUGCCUCACCGUCAGUCAGAUUAAGUGGUCCUGCCCCUCCCCUCCUGACGUCACCCACGUACGGGUCAGGUGGUGGGGAGAAGAGGGAGAUGGGGCUGUUUUUAGACCAUAUGAUGCAAGGAAGGGAAAUUUUGCCAUGGCUAAGACCCUGGCCAGGUACCCUAUCAAGUCUGGUCCUAAGCAGUUUGCAGCCUACCUAACUGACAUGUCCAGUUUGCUGAUAGAGGUACUCAGUGGGGGGAUGAUGGUACCUGUCGGGUAUGCUGAGGUUACAGACAUUGCAAAAAUCUCUCCCAGCUCUCCUGUUCAAGGAUGGUAUCCUGUUAUGUCCCCAAAUGAAGAUAAGUUAGCAGAUCUUGAGGUCUCAUUACAACUGGAAACUGUGUCAGACUCGUAUGACAGCCUUGGUGAUACUAUCCCAACAACAGACAUCAGUAUGGAGAUGAAUGGUGCCAAUGAAUCCAUGUACCCACAACGAAUACAACACAAACCCUAUGCCAUGCCACCAAAGAAACCAACAGACGAUCCAUUCAUAUCACCUGUUCCUAAUCAGAAUGGAUCUGUUUCAAAUGGCUAUGCAAGCACUGCAGCAGAUUUAAGGAAGCAGCUCAAUUACAGUUUCCAUGACAACCCGCAGCAUUCCCAUCCACAGCCAGUUCAGUCUGGUAGUUCCGUCGAGGUGACGGCGAAUGGCGACAUUGUCACUUCAAAUCUGGACCAGAACCACCUUAAUUUCAUUUCGCAUCCCACUCCUAACCACAGUGCCAUAUCGGUGCACUCCACAAGUGCUUCACAUAAACCCAAAUCACCAAAGAAAAAAUCAUCCAAUCAUGUAGCUCGUUCACAGACUUUAGCCAAUGGCAGUGAAGCCCCAGUAGGAGGGGACGUUCUGUCAAUUCUGUUGGAAAGGGGAGAUAAAUUACGCAAAGAAAUGAUCAUUUCAUCCAUUGAAGACAAUGUUACUCAAUCUAGAGAAAUUCCUAGUGCUAAUGGUAGGACUGUGUUGGAAGGCAGAGAUAUGGAUAUCUCCAGAAUGUCUGAAAGCCGCCAGUCUGCAGGAAGUUUUUUGAAGGAAAUAUUACAGUCCGAGAAGGCUCACAUGAAUGGACAUGUUGAUUUACCAUUUGAAGAGAAUGCUAUUGACUUGGUUGUAGGGGAAACAGGAUUUGAUGAUUUACAGAUGUUGAACAUGGGAGGGAGAAGUCCGGGUUCCAUAUCAGAUGACAUGGAUUUGGUCAGCGAUCCAGGAGAUCCCAUUCACAGUGAAACUCUCCUGAAGGAGUUGUUCUACAAAAACCCAGACAGUGAGGUGAGCGAGUUGAGUGAACUCAGUGAUGAAGAAAUAAAACACAGAAACUCAGCCAGUAAAAUGAGGGCUGUGUCUCCUGCUCCUUCCAUGGAGGACCCUGACAAUGCUCGCCCCCCUUCCAGGCGGUCAUCUGUCUCCAGUAUCACCCUCCCUCUACCAGUGACGGAAACCCCAGAGAAGGCAACCAAGAAAAAGACAGAGAAAUCAAGGACUCCCAAGAGGAAGGGAAGAGUUAAGCUCAGAAGGAAAGGCAGCAAGAAAAGAAGAAAAGGCUCUCGAUCACGUACAUGUAGCAGUGCCAGUGAAUUUAGUGACAAUGAUUCAAUCUAUACCUCUAGGUCGGAAACGUCCAUGGUGUCAUUUGAUAUGCCAGCUUCUGACCUGGAUGAACCUGAGCAAGAGGCAGCUCCAAGGCGAGGCAAGAAGAAAGUGGAUGGUCUUAGUGUUGAGAGAUUGACCUUACUAGGGAGAGUUCAUGUGGCCAGGGUUGUCAUUGACCAUCUCAAACUGGUGGGCUAUGAACACAACACAACUCCGUCCAAAAAGAGACCUGCAGGAAAAUCUGUAGGCAGGCCUCCUAAACCCUCACCCAAAGCCAAAAAGGCUGUAACCUACUUCAUUGAAUACCAGUUUCCCGUUGUGGCCACAUCCAGAGAUAAACAUGCACCCAAUGCCAUGGCAACGGAGGUUAUGAGAGUUGCUUCAAAAAAUGUUAAAGAUGGAGUUGUGAGUUUUAAUCAUCGUUCAGUCUUCCCAAUAAUGUUUGAUGGUACAGCAGUGGACAGUUGGUGGAAGUCUGCCCUGGUAUUCAAAUUGUUUGCUAGAUCUGCAGGUCAAAAAGUGCCAAAUCUAGUUGGGAGUUGUGGCAUUCCACUAAAAUCGGUGUUAAAGUCUGACUCCCUUCACUUGGACUGUUCACUAGAUAUACUCCCCAACCAAACCCCCAGUGAUGUUGAGGGAGUCUAUGGAAAAUUAAAGGUAGUGCUCAGUACACUAGGACUGCAUACUAAACACUUACAAAAAAAUGAAAUAAUAGAAAUUGUUGGAAAAGCCAAAAUUCAGAAACCCCCUCCUCCCCCUCCUAAACCCCCAAUAUCUCAGGAACCAAGUGCUGUUAAUGCUCAAAGUCAAGUGCUGCAUUUCAACCAAUUACGCAAACAGACAGAAGCCGAAAUGAAAGAAAGUAUUGUGAAGGAGGUAGAAGCCUUUUUACAAAGGAAUUCCCAGUCCAGUAGUGUGUCCUCCUCUCAGCAGAGGAACUUUAAUCAGGGUCUUCUUCAGAUCCCAGUGAACUAUGGCCAGUCUGAUUUACCAGAGGUGCUAACAUUGCAUACUUUGCUGUUGAUUCCUGAGGGACGGAACAUCACCCUGAAUGGCAUUCCCUGUCUAACUUCAAUGAAGAGGCACCCAGUUUUUCCUCCCAAACCACAAGUGCUUUCUUCAGAUCCCAGCAGUCGCAGUAUGAACUCGCGGAACACGUACCUGGUCUGUAGGAUGUUCUGGUGUGAUGACGCUGUACAUUCUGAUGUCAGCUGGAGUGAUCCCCAACCUCAGUAUCAAUUCUCCCAGAUUGCACCAGUGCUUGUUUCUCAAAGUCUGCUGGAAAGAAUGAGAAACAACUUUAUGAUUGUGGAAGUGUGGGACAAGAAAACAAAUUCUGAGAAUGACAAGCUGAUUGGUAUAGUUAAACUAAGUCUUCACCAGUUCUACAUGUCCUUUAGAGACCGAAAAAUUUCUUCUGCAUUGCUCAAGUCACAGUACCCAGUUAUUGCUGUGGACAAUUAUUUGCCCAUCGUUGACCCAGUUAGUGGGGCACAGUUUGGACAGCUCAAAGUUUUGUUGGCCAUGGGUUCAGCAGAGCAAGUGUCGGCAUUACAACGAAUGAAGAUGGAGAAUGCUGAGGGCCUACAUGUCCUAAGGCCAGCUCAUCAGCUGGAUGGAAAUGUGGAAACUAGUCAAGAAACCUCAGUCAGGAAUCAGUUUGGAACCUCUGUGCUAGUGGAGCAUAUCUUUGAGGUUGUGAUAGAAGGAAUCCGAGGCCUUUCUAUGUUUGACAACAUGAUGUGGGGAGAGGCAGACUGCUUCAUACAGUAUCACUUCCCCACCCAGACACAAACUGAGGUACCAGGGGCACCGGUAGUCAGACACAGUGUACCCAAGAUGAAGACAUUCCGCAGUGCCACCACUCUGUGUAUCCCUGACCCGACCUUUAACGACAUCACUCGACACAGACUAUGUCUGCCCCAGGGAAGCCCUGUUCAGAGGGAGUUACUUACAGCCUGUGCUGGAUCUGGCAGUAGUGGGGGAGUUCCAUUUGAGGUCUGGUGUAGAUAUUACCAUCCUAAUGUAAGGGACCAAUGUAUUGCCAAGACUAGUCUACCACUAGCCAAGCUGUGUGCUAUGGUUACUAUGCAGAAGAGAAAUGACCCGUCUGUCCAGACUUUCACCCUGCCCAUAAACUCAGUUUCAGGUGACGGACAGGAAGUGGACCCAGAGCAAAAGGCAAAGCAGAAAGAUUGUGGUUUAUUGACGCUUACAAUUCACUAUAAGACACACAUUGUCCACAAUGACACUAGUACUGCAGCUCACAGGAACAUUGGACAAUCACAAGUCUGUUUAUCUGUGGGUAUCAUCAAGGCUUGCGGGCUCAAGGCUGCAGCGGAGGCUAUUGCCUACAUAGACUCUGGAAUGCAAUACCCAGCAGAAGUGGGCGUCAACACCUACAUUAAAGUCCAACUGUCAUUCCUCGACAAAUCAGAGGAAAGAAUCACCAGAACAGUUGCCCGUUCUUUUGCUCCUGAGUUUUCCCACACAAUGGAUUUCCCCUGUAACCUGAUCUGGACUGAGGCUGAUAAUGAGGCUCUGUCCUUGUCAGAAAUCCUAGAGAGAGGUCAGCUCAAGUUAGAGGUGUGGCACCAAGUCCCAGGCCUUGCAUCAGAUAUUGAUCGCCAGAUGCUGGUUGAAGAUGACAGGAGUGGUAGAAAAUUGAGUGACGUGUUGCUGGGAACUUGUGAAGUCCCUCUAUCAACUUUGUUAACUCACAGAACAGGGAUAAGUGGCUGGUUUCCCAUCAAUCUCUCGCCUAAUGCUUCCGAAGAAAACAUGGAUGCCUCAGGUUACCAUGGAAACUACCUCCAUCGAGUUGUAGGGGGUGUGGAGUUGGAGGUUAAAUUCGCCCAUCACAACGACAGGGAGAAGGUUAUACAUGCGGGGAGGAGUGUGGGGUGGUCGCCGGUGGAUCUACAAGUGGAGGAUGAGGAAGAAUGGAUGAGUGAUGAUGAAAGUUCAGACCGCUUCUACAGUGUUACCAUCUGUGUAGACCAAGCCAAUUUCCCAUUGGCCAAUGCUCUUACAACUGGUCAUGAUACACUUGAGAAGGGAGCCAGGUGUUAUGUUCGCUACAAACUUUAUGACAGAGCUGCUGUGAUUUCCAAAGUCACCAAAAUGGCUGACAGUGAUGGCAUAUUGACCUCAGAACUAGGACACAAGCACACACUUCAAAUUCCUGCUUCUUCUCCAUUUCGCUGGUAUCUUCGGGAGGAGAAGCUGGAAGUACAGGUGUGGGUCAGUUACAGUUAUAACCAGAGCCAGAGACCCCAGCAGCGGGACAAACUGAUAGGGACAGCUUACAUCAAUCUGGAGACUUUAGCUGACAAGAGACGCUCACAGCACAGAGUGAGUGGGCUCUAUCCAUUAUUCAAGGCAGGAGGAGCUAACUUAGGAGGGGCUUGUAUUCAGGCUCAUGUGACAUUAAAACCUAUGUUUGGGGUUCCAAAUCAGAGGGACGAAGCUAAUAUGUCAGAUGUCCAUGACACUGAUUACGACCCUAACGACAGCUUUCACCAGCUGACUGGCCAAUCAAAACGUGCCAAAUCUCCAAAAAAACAGGCCAGACUUCAGGAGGAAAACGAAGAAGUCAUCUCAACAUUCGCUGUUAUGAUUUCAGUGGAAAGAGCUAUGCAUUUACCAAGGGUGUCUGAGCAAAAAAGGUCUGGUGAACAAUUGCCAAAUGCGUAUGUUUCCUACCAGACAGCCGAGUCAGCUGAUCCGACCUUUACUGACGUGUUUCCUAACUCAGACAAUCCUAUCUGGGAUCAUCAAAAUGAAACCAGACUCAGUACAGAGCUCCUCUUUGAGGAAAACAAGAACUUGGUGUUCAAAGUCUGGCACAAGCCUAGCACCUGUGGGAAGACCCCAGACAAGUGCUCUGAUAGAGUGCUGGGGUUUGUCUCAGUAGAUUUAACUCCCUUGUCCACUGGCCUCCAGCAGAUGUGUGGCUGGUACAACAUCACUGACUUCAAUGGACAGUGCCAAGGACAGAUUAAGGUUAACAUCAUUCCACAAGAAUGCCUGAGACAGUACAACCAGGACACCAACUCAGCAAACCAGCCAGCCAGUCUUCCUGUGAGAAGCGAAUCAUCCGUCCACCAUCUUCCGUCCUGGAUCCACGAGCAGCCAAUGUCUUUCCCUCUCACUAGCAAACCAUUCUCCUCCCAUCUACCUCAGUUUGAACCUUCGCCAUUGUCUGAAAUGCAGCAGCCCCAAGCCUUGCAGCAGCAGCUUGUUGAGAAUAUCCGACUCUUCCUGGACCAGCAGCAGGCAACGUUAGAUUCUAGACCAGACUUCACAGGGAUUAGCGUAGAGAGAGAACCUUCCAUUCACUGGGUCCCCAAAAUGCCAGAGCACAAGUUUGAAGAGCCUAAUGAUAGCUCUAGAUCAAUUCUUUUUGGAAAUUUAAGGAAACAAAUGCAGGACUUGGAUCUAAUAACCUCCAGACUGAAGCAGAAGCUAACUCCUAUAUUUACCUUGCCCCAGCAGUUCUCCUCUGAACCAGAGGCUCCCGUGUCUUGUUGUUCGGUGGGACAUGCCACUCUGACUUCCACACAUUCAGGACUGAGCACCAUCUCCACUCUCCACUUACAGCACAGUCAGAGGGACUCCUCACGUACUCAGGAGAGCGAACUGCUUCUGACGGCCUCUAACGAGGGUGAAUCCUCGAGGACAGGGGUUGAUUCGGGUGUCCUGUCGGUGACUCACUCGAGUGAGAAGUACCAGUACCAGGAGGCUCUGGACUCACAGAGGAGUGAUGGACUAGAGACAUUCAGACUCAGGUCCCUGACUCGAGAAUAUAAUAAGGACUCACCACGAGAUCAUAAUUCUGAUACUGGGAUUCACUGUCCGUACACAUCUCGCGAGGAAGAUUCUUCUUCAAAUUCCAAUGUAGGAAACACACCCAGAGAAUCACACAGUAAGAAUAGCACACCGAGAGGUUUAGCUGUACACAGUGUUGGGAGUACUCCAAGAGAUCCAUACUCCGUGUCAAAUGGAUCCAAAAUGUCGGAUCCAUCUUCGCUGGGAUUUCAAUACCAGGGGGAUAUGUCUUCCAGGAGUCAUGUGUCAGGAAGAAACGGUGUUCAAGAUGUCAGCGGAAGGUCUGUGGAUGUCAUGUUCGAAAGAGAUGAGAAUAAUUCCAAUGUUAAUUCAAAUCUAGAAGAGAAGAAAAUGGAACCAAAGGAUAUGUCUGUGAUUGAGGAAAAUGCUGACGAGAGUGGAGGGGAGGGUGACGAGAAGUAUUACCACCGGUACAGGGAUAUUCUGGAUGAACAGGACAGUGAGGGGUCAGACGUGGAGAGUGAGGCCAAUGUGGUGGUGCCCAGGACUUUGAAUGAUGUUUCAGGCAAAUUUGGGGGAAUACCAGGCCAUGAGCUGCACUCGUCAACUGGACCUAGAGAAUCCCCCAGGGAGUUCCAUCAGAGUGAUCACACCAUGCCCUUUGAUGUUAGGAGUGAUUCGAGGAGUGGAUCCAAAUCUAGCCCCGGGAGUGGAUCAAAAUCUAGUCCUGGAAGUAAAAAGACUUCUGAGGCGGAGUUUUCAGACCAGGAGGAACCUCCGAAAGAAAAUCUGCAGGAAUCCAGGUGUGAGAAACAUCAGUUUUAUGUGGAAAAGGACAGUUGGUUUUCUGAUGAAGAACUUGAGCUUCAGAAAUCAAGUUAUGUUCCCUCUACUGGACCCGAAUCAAGGGUUAGUUCUCUGAUUGUCCAGGAAGAAUAUGAAGUGGAAGAAAUUGUUGAAAAGGACAGCUGGUUUUCUAAUGACCACAGUAAAUCAAAUUUAGAUGCAUCCAAUUUUCCCAAUGAAAAUGACAAUAGUGAUGAUGUGGUUGUAACGAAAAAUACAAAACAUUUGUUAUCAAAAGUGAAACUUGACACAAUUUCCUCAGCAGGAAGUCGAGAAUAUGACAGCUUUUAUUUCAAAGAAGAGAGGGAGUUAUUAAGCAAUGUGGACUUAGACUCCGUAACUUCGGGAACAAAUACGCAAAAAGGAGAAUCUGUGCGGAACUCCACCACGUCAUUCCACAUCAGUCGGAGUGGUGACCACGAGAACAGUCAUCUAGAAGAAAUGGGUUUUGAGACGGUCCCUCAGUCACCUAAACAGAUGUAUUCUCAUGUGGUUUGUGAGUUAGAGGAAUUUUUCGAACAAUCCAAAUCAGAAAAUGCCAGAGUUCAUUUUUCACAAGACAGUGACGAGGAACAAGAGGGCGGUUUCGUAUAUUCUGGAGAACCGGAAAAUAGCGGUAGUGAUGUAGAGGAAGAGGAAUUUGUCGAGGAAGAGGAGGAAAGAGUUGAAAUUCCUGUACAACGCACAAACAAAACAGACACUGGAAGACAAAAUAUUCCCAACUUCUUCCUACCUGUGGAGCAUUUGCAAGAGUCUAUGAAAGUUCUUCAUUUAGCCACUAAAGGGAUGCCAGCAAACAAAGCAACAAAUGAAAAGGAACUUAGUGUGGAACGCAGGGAGGAGAAAACUCAAGCAGCCGCAGAAAUGAAAAACAAACUCUGUUCAAACACAGCACAGUCUCGCUUUAAUAAUGGGCAAGUCAAGAGCAGACAACUCCCAACGGCAGAGGAAGCCAAGAGGAUAGCCAAAAUUUUCUCAUCUAAGGCAUCGUAAACAUGAAGGCUUGCUUUAACUUCUUUAAAAUUAUUUUAAUUCUGUCAUCACAUUAAGAAGACUCAUUUAGUGAAAUAUGUAUCGCUACAGAUAUUAUAGAUCUGGUGUAGAUCAAAUUUAUGUAGUAUUUCUGAAGACAUUAGAGACCGAGACUUUAAUUUCAUCUAUUCGAGACAUUUAGACACAUUUAUGAGCAAAUU